Molecule: messenger RNA, 693 nt
Organism: Scheffersomyces coipomensis
Lineage: Eukaryota; Fungi; Ascomycota; Pichiomycetes; Serinales; Debaryomycetaceae
Gene: MED8
Product: Med8p
Exons: 1
Coding region: 1-693 (230 amino acids)
Biological process (GO): regulation of transcription by RNA polymerase II
Cellular component (GO): core mediator complex; mediator complex
Molecular function (GO): transcription coregulator activity; RNA polymerase II cis-regulatory region sequence-specific DNA binding
Source: RefSeq, a predicted model, not a curated record
AUGAGUCAAUCUCCCAUAGCUAGUCGGAAGAAGAAUAGUCCACCAUCACAAACCACAGAUACCUCACAAAUCCCAGUUGAUUCAUUAGAAACCAUACGAAAUAAACUAAAUCAAGUUCAUUUAUCAUUACGAAAAUUAAGUGAUCAAAUAAAUCUUCAUAAUAGACAUCCCAAUAAAGUGAAAUUACCUAGUUAUGCCCAUUUCCAAAAUCAAUUCCAAGUGUUGAUCACUCAAUUACAUUCGAUUGCCACUAAUAUAAGUAAUAAUGAUGAAUUACUUCAAAAUACGAAUGUUUAUCCCACACCAUUAUUUCCAACUACUCAACAAGAAGCAUUAUUAACAACUUUAUUAAGAAAGAAAGCAUUGCCUGAAGUAGAUGAAUGGACAGAAAGUGCCAUUAAAACUAGAGAUUUGAUGAGUAGUAAUGGGACGAAUAAUUUACAAAAGGAAGAUGAAUUUGCUGAAUGGAGUUUUGCUAAAGUUAAAGAAUUACGAGAUUCAUUUCAAUUUUAUGGAUUUCAUACGGUUGAAGAAUUAACUUAUUUAGAAACUGAUGAAGGUAAACGUGAAGCUCAUUUAAAGAAAGAUGCUGAAAGUAAGAAAGAUGAUAUUGAAUUAAGUAUCACUGCUGGUGGUAAGAAAGGUUUAAAUCCAAAUCAAGUAUUAAAAUUUAUGUAUCAAGGAGAAUUAUGA